Messenger RNA from Macroventuria anomochaeta, 2281 nucleotides. RefSeq lists its product as uncharacterized. The transcript has 4 exons. Lineage: Eukaryota; Fungi; Ascomycota; Dothideomycetes; Pleosporales; Didymellaceae. Gene Ontology annotation, cellular component: nucleus. Bases 109 to 2277 code for a protein of 722 amino acids. The record is from RefSeq and is a predicted model, not a curated record. Gene Ontology annotation, biological process: regulation of DNA-templated transcription; DNA-templated transcription. Gene Ontology annotation, molecular function: DNA-binding transcription factor activity, RNA polymerase II-specific; zinc ion binding; DNA binding.
CUGUGAUUCAAGGCUCGUGCAUACCGGGGCCGCCUUCUGACCUGCAUCAAGUGUUUGUUUCACUUUAGCAGCCUUGGCGUGAAUACAUGUCUACACUCGAGCUCCACCAUGAACGCGAAUGCCAGCAGGCGGAAUGGGAAGCCGGCGUCGUGCGAGCCAUGCAGGUUGAAUAAAACCAAGUGUGACCACACAUAUCCGAAGUGUGACCGUUGUCGUCAAAGAGGCAUCGAAGAUCGCUGCUUCUAUCACCCAGCACCGCUCACCAAGCCCCGCAAUGAACAUCCGGAUGAGCCACAGACUGAGGCACAGUCAGGUGAAUCUCGUCCACUGAAGCGAAAACGCCUCUCAACACAAAAACUGUCCGGUUCAGGCCGAGAUGGAGCAUUUUCACCUACAACGCCAGUCGAGGAGAAGCUAGCCGAUGCUGUUGCGGCUGAUACCUACAGUCCUGGAUACCUUGGGCCUGGCUCUUAUGCGUUGCUUCUUCCUCAAGAUGACGGGACCGAAGCGCCUCCGAGACGCGAAUCCUCUGCAGCAUCAGAGAGUCCGGAGUAUGAGAUGACCCAUCAGUACUUUCUCAACAAGGCCAUGAGACGUGAACUGGCUACCAGUAUCCUAAGUGCAUUCCGCCACUAUGCAGCAAUUCAGGAGUUGAUUUUAUGGUACAACGCCAGCAAUGAAGCUGGUGUGAUCCCCGCGCAACUUCAGAUUGAUGCCAUCAACGCGAUUGGCCCUUGGGUUGAGAAGCACAAUCUUCGACGGUCGCCUCCGAAGCCCCAGCUGGUAGAUCAGAUCCUAGAGAACACAAGCAAGCCAUUAUGUGUCACCCAUAUUACCAACCCACGCGAUCUGCACAAAGCAUGCUCUGGAGAUAAUCUGCGUCUGGAGAUGGUUGGCUUUCUUCUAGCAACCGCUGGGAGAUCACUGGCCUUUGGGCUCUCACCGGACACCUUUAGUGGCCCUGGUAAUCGGGGAAUGAGGGCACGAUUCGUGGAUGAGUUGCUGAGUGCAAGCACGAAGUGCUUGACAAUAGCACCAUUAAUUGCUACAGUGAACGACAUCACUGUCUGGAUGUACUACGAAAACUAUCUAUUCACCAAUAUGGUAUGCGGAUACACUGGUCCGCCGUCGUGGAGACGCAUCAACCAUUUAGCCACCCAGAUCUACGCCCUAGGGAUGCACAAAGAGUCCGCAUCCAUCGACAUCCCAAUAUGGCUCACCGAAACCCGUCGAAGAAUCUUCUGCUCAUCCUACAACCAGGACAAAUCCAUAUCCACCUUCCUCGGCCGCCCAAUCCGCAUAAGCAAGCGCCACACCGACAUCAAACUCCCCUUGGACCUACGGGACGACGAAUUAACAGGUGACCCCACCGAGCUCAAAGCAGCGAUUCAACGCCUCGACGCCAACGGCUGGAACACAAAAGGCCAACACUUGCGCGCUUCCUGGAUCCGGCUGCGCCAUAUGGCCUCGCGCCUACGAGAGGAGAUUCUCGACUUUUCACUAUCCACGAUAGACGCAAAAGUCGAACGCGACCUCCUUGACAUCUCCGCACGCAUCCGCACAUCCUGGGACUCCAUCCCUUCACACAUGCGCUACUGGAAAACAUGCUGGGACGAAUCGUACCCGUCCUCUGUCUGCCUCAUGCUCGUAGUAAUCCACCUAACGCACUGGUACAACGAGUUCAUGGUCCAAAAACUGCUGGACUACACGCCUCUCACCUCCAACGCAGCGAUGCUGCGCGUCAGCGUCGAUAUACUCUCCAAUGUGCUCGCGCUAGGUGCUAUUCACGAUCGCACAUACGACGCGCACCGCGACUUGCUGAACUGCAUCUUACUCUUCGGUAUUCCGAGUGCGAGUGUAUUAGCCACCGCACUGCGCCAACAACAGCAAACGUCCCAACCCUUUCCGCCAGGUAUCUCGCGCGCAGAGAUAGUCCGCAUGCUCUCGGUCCUCAUAUCGCAUCUCGACGCGUCCGCACACCUCGAGAACAGCGGCGCCCGGGCGGGCGAAGCGAACUACAACUUAUGCCGGAAGGCGAGCAGGAUCUUUACGCGUGUGAUCGAUCAGGUGCUUGAUCCGAAGCAGAGCGAGGUCACGGCGACGAAUAGCGACGGGCUAGACUUGGGUAUUGAGGGCGAGAUGGGGUUGGAUUUGUUUGGGGUGCCGGGGCUGGAUGGGUUUGAGGGCAUGGAGUUUGCAGGGCUUGUGGGUGGGAAUGCGGUGGAGGGGAAUGGAACGAGUGCUGAUUGGGGGGUGUUGGGGCAGUGGACGCUGUAGCGAG